AUGUCGCUGAUUCCCUACGCCCCAGCUGAGUCGCGGGAGAUUGUGCUGCGUCAUGGUUCUGCUGUUGUCGUGUACGACCAGCGCUCAAAACAACUCUCCCUCCGCGAUGCCUCCCACGCGACUGAUAUCGGCUCUACGUCAUGUCCGUACUGUCACCGAUCCUACCGCGAACCAUCACCCCAUGACGAACACGACAGCGACGCGGAGGAACAUACUGCGCCUGGCAUACCCACCGAAAAUGGCUUCGUCAAUCCCGCAUACUUCCAAAUGCUGCGCCGGAGUCAGCCAGGAUCAACAGAGGGAUCGCGACCCUCAUCACCACAUAAACAACUAGCGCCUGCCCCUUUGCGCAUGGGUAGCUUCGAGCCGCCUGAGGGUUCUGAGUUUGUGGGAAGCACACCGAUCCAGCCCGCUCGAAGCCAGGGUAUAUCUGCCAGAGCCUUCAGUCCCAACUACUUCAAGGACUUCUUCAUAGAAGAGCGCGAGCUGGGCAGAGGAGGCAAGGGUGUGGUCUUGCUGGUGCAGCAUAUCCUCGACGGCGUGCACCUGGGCAAGUUCGCAUGCAAGCGCGUGCCAGUCGGCGACGAUCACGAAUGGCUGGAGAAGGUCUUGAUCGAAGUGCAACUACUGCAGACCCUGUCGCACGAGAAUCUGGUAUCAUACCGGCAUGUAUGGCUGGAGGACUACCAGAUAUCUAGCUUUGGCCCAAGCGUACCGUGCGCGUUCAUACUGCAACAGUACUGCAACGCUGGCGAUCUCCACGACUAUAUUCUAGACUCUAUGAAGACAUCUGUAACCAAGGAGCAGAUGAAGGAGCGACUCAGGAGGAGGUCCAAGGGCCAGCUGGAAGAUCCAGAGGACGUGCAUGGACCGCGUCGCAUGCACUUUGAAGAGAUCAUAUCCUUCUUCAAGGACAUCACGUCCGGCUUAAGUCACCUUCAUGCCAACGGCUACAUACAUCGAGACCUGAAGCCUAGCAACUGCUUGCUCCAUCGUACUGGCCGCAAGAUCAAAGUUCUAGUCAGCGAUUUCGGCGAAGUGCAGUCCGCGAACACAGCGAGGAAUUCGACAGGAGCAACUGGAACCAUCUCAUACUGCGCCCCCGAAGUGCUUCGUCAAGAGCGACCUGGAGGUGCUUUUGGCAACUUCACAACCAAGUCUGACAUCUUUUCGCUCGGUAUGAUCGUCUACUUCAUGUGUUUUGCACGACUGCCAUACCGGAACGCGGAUGGUAUCGAUGAGGACAACGAGGACCUAGAUCAGUUGAGGGCUGAGAUCUCGACUUGGGCUGGUAUCGACGACGAACAGCGGGUUCGCUCAGACUUGCCUGAAAAGCUAUACAGAUCGCUGAAGACGCUCCUCGCCAUCAACCCCGAUGAACGCCCAGGUGCAGAGGAAAUCCUGAAUGUCCUGAAAUCACCACUGGUAUUCGACGAGUACAAUGCAUAUGCAGGCCCAUCGGGUCUAGACGAGUUUAGUCCUCGCAUAUCGCGAGCCGACACGCCCAGCCCUUCACCUAACCAAGGUAACAAAAAGCGUGCUUCGAUCAACUACACACGGCCAGGUCGAUCGCAUCUCAGCGCAACUGUCAUGGACCGCUCGCCUAGUCCGCCACGUCCGCAGCCGAUGAGGAGGCAGUCAUCUGAGGAUGGGGCGGUGAUCCUAAGGAGGAAAUUGGAGUUUCCGCCGCCCCCUUCUGGAGGGAGAACGCCAUCACCACAGCGUCUCAUGCUCCCUCCACCGCCACCUGCGAGUGCAUCAUCAAGACUGUACAGACUGUCAAGGAAUCCCGCUGCCAUUAGCACUACCAAGACUUUGCUGUUCUGCGCAAAGGCGUAUAGUUUGCUCUCGCCCUGCCAGCCCUUUGCGGCGGAUCCGCGCGUCCUGUACCCGUUGUUGUGCAUAGCAUCACUCGACUUCUUGCAUGCCGGCAUAUCUAUCAGGGGAAGGCCAGUCGAUGUGGGUGGGUUAGGACGCUCAGUAAUACUUCUCCUGGCACACAUGGUGGUUGUGGGUGUUCUGUGGAGAUGGAAUCGACUUUGCGCAGGUCGAAGUGUUGCUUGGGAUGGCAUGUAA
Alternaria incomplexa is the source of this 2076-nucleotide messenger RNA. RefSeq lists its product as uncharacterized. Gene Ontology annotation, biological process: protein phosphorylation. The record is from RefSeq and is a predicted model, not a curated record. Lineage: Eukaryota; Fungi; Ascomycota; Dothideomycetes; Pleosporales; Pleosporaceae. Bases 1 to 2076 code for a protein of 691 amino acids. Gene Ontology annotation, molecular function: ATP binding; protein kinase activity. The transcript has 2 exons.